Molecule: messenger RNA, 4403 nt
Organism: Ostrea edulis (European flat oyster)
Lineage: Eukaryota; Metazoa; Mollusca; Bivalvia; Ostreida; Ostreidae
Product: toll-like receptor 4
Exons: 1
Coding region: 1657-4263 (868 amino acids)
Biological process (GO): immune response; toll-like receptor signaling pathway
Cellular component (GO): membrane
Molecular function (GO): transmembrane signaling receptor activity; protein binding
Source: RefSeq, a predicted model, not a curated record
UACCUUUUUACCAUAGGCCAUGACUCUCAUAUUUACUCGUUUAGAUAUUGAUUUUUUUAUUUUAAAAAAUAUAUAAGAACAUAAAAACUCACCUCUUUGCUGUUUCUUUUUGAGUCGUAUCAACUGUGUUAGUUGUAUGUAUUGACUUCCUUGGAAUCUGACGUUUCCAGACGACACUUUUGUUAUUAUUAUUUUUUUUUUUCGACAUGGCCGCAUUGCUUACGAGUUAAUUUUUUUGAUGGAAAGUGUUAAUCUAACUUUACAUUUUAAUUUUAGUUUACAAAAUUGAGUCGUGAGUAAUGCGGCCCAUGUGAAUUUAUAGACUGAAGUUGGCAAAUUUAUGCGAUUUUCCCGGAAAACGUGAAACUGCGGUAGGUUUGGGCAUUUACUUGAGUGCUUUAAACAUCCGGUGUGAGGAAACGAUUGCGCAAUACAACUUGGCUCAUGUUAUGGAUAAAAAAUAUAAUCUUAGAUUUAUUCUAAAGUGUUCUUUAAUUUUUCCAAAUUUGGUAGGCCAAAAAUGGCAUAUUGUGGGUCAUGUUCUUUAUGGGGAAAAAAAUUGAAUACUUAUGUACCAUUCGGCAUAAACAAAAGGGAACAUUCUUGUCUUUAAUAAUUAAUGUCUUGUAUGCAAAGAACGUGUUAUAAUAAUUGAUUUUAACAAUAUUAAUGUAUUUAGAUUAACUACUUGCUGUAAUAUUUCGUGUUUGUAUUCAUUUAGGCCAGAAGUUAACUGCUUUGUGAACAAACAUUUCUUAAAGUUUGCUACAUAAAUACCAAAUAUUUAAUAAUGCGCAUAGUAAUAUUUUAGGAUGUGUCCAUGAUGUCGGGUGAGUAUUGUUCAUUUUGUUAUUAGACUUACCUUUCUCAAAUGUUCUUCGCACAAUAUCAACUUUGAUGUUACUUAUCAAUUGUAUAAUACUUACUGUGACGUCAUAGUACUCUUAUGUAUGUAGUCUUGCGUUACGUUGCUAUGACAGAUAAACACGACCGAAAAAGAUUUCUAGAAAGUGUUUAGAGUUUUUAAAGGUUUUAAUACUAAAAAGGAGACUUUAUACAUAUGGAAUUAAAUAAUUCAAGAUGGAGAGAAAACUUACAUAUAUUUCUUAAAUUCGAUCGAAGAAAGAAUUUUUCAGUUAGUCAGAUCUAUUUUUCUACAUUUUAAAACGCGUUCCAGCAUGUUAAUCACAGUUUGGAAGUAAUUUUUACGUCUUAUAUUACAAACAAUAUCCCUUUAAACGAUCAUUACAGAGUAUGCCCGUGUCAAUAGUAAGAAAAUCGUUCUGAUGGCGUGAGGUAUUCAGAUAAUCUAGACAAGAACUAAACUUGACACAGUUUGAGAGCGCGUUUUUCAACAUAUCGAAUGUAACUGAAUUCCUAUCACGAAUGCAUUUAAGUUGGAAGUAAAUUAAUGGGUUUUUCAUGCGCAUGUACAAUAUCGAAUGCAACUGAAUCCUUCUUACGAAUGCAUUUAAGUUGGAAGUAAAUUAAUGGGUUUUCCAUGCACAUGUGCAAUACGUCGAUCAUAAAAGGUGGUGACAAUUAUGGUUCUACUCAUGCCAAAGUAUUGUCUUGUCAAUAGAAGCCAUGCUCAUAGUCAAGCGUUUGACGUAUUUAGUGGAAGUGGGUUAAUCAUGUUGUGCAUAAUUUGAAAACAUGGAGUUUUAUUGCAGAUAUUACUUGUUAUAUAUUUUUCUUUUAUUGAUAAGUUACGCUGUUGCUGAAAAUAUCUGGCAUCUUUGCGUUUUUGGAGUUGUGAAUUGUACUUGCGAAAAUAUUCAACACCAGAUUAAAGUAGACUGUUCAAAGAAACAUGUUCAAAAUAUUCCACAUUUUCCAAAAAAUGUGUCCUGGAUUGAUUUGAGCGAUAAUGACAUUGAAGAAAUCAGCGAUCCUUUUCCGGAGACUGUGUCGUACAUAGAUCUGUCGCGAAAUAAAAUAAAAUCACUAAGCAACAAACCUUUCCGUGGAUUACGAAAUCUGAAAUCAUUGAAUCUGGAAGGAAAUAAGAUAAGCAUAUCCGAAUUAUAUCAAGGUCUGUUUGCAGACUUAUAUUCCUUAACUGAACUGAGUCUGAAAGGAAAUUCCCAUCCAGGUACGAGCGUCAUAGUGCAUGACGAAGUAUUUGCAGAGCUGAAAUCAUUGCAAAUUUUAAAAAUCGAUGGACCAAAGAACAUAUCCUUUGGAAAGGGGUUUUCCAAUUUAGCAAACUUAUACAAACUUGAUUUGUCUGGAAUUACGGGAAAUUGUUCAUUCACAAGGAUUCCUCAAGACAUGUUUAACAACACGCCUAAGUUAAAAUAUGUAGAUGUUUCAGCAUGCAAUAUUAUCGACAUUGAAGAAGGUGCAUUUGGAGUUCUACCUUUACUUCAAUAUCUUGAUGUUUCCCACAACAAAAGACUCGGAUUUGCUUCACUUCCGAACAUCACACAUAACCUUAACCAGACAUCUAUUGAUAUUUUACAUAUCAAUGGUAUUAUGUGUUUGACUGGAACAGGCUCUAAAAUCCUCAGACAUCAUCUGAUCAACAUAGACAAUACCAAUCUUACCGAGAUACACAUUGAAAAGAAUAGACUCGAACAAUUAGAACCAGGUGUGAUCAGAAAUUUUCCUAAAACAAUCCGAAUAUUUUCAAUGGGAGAAAAUAAGCUGACCCAAGGGAGAUACAUAAUUGACUACUUUUUCCUUGCAAAUCUUCGUGUUUUAAACAUAAGCGUUCAGUUACGACCUCCUCCAUAUCCAUCAUCCAUAUUUGAAGACUGCAAGGAGAAAACCGACGAAUAUGACUAUACUCGUACAAAUCCCUUUGAAGAACGAACACAUGUUACGAUCAAGGACUUUUAUACAAUACGGGAAACAUCGAUGCAAGAUUCAGAUUCAAAGUCUGAAAGAAAGCGUAUUUUCACAUUUUAUUUACCUAGAUUCUUAGAAACAUUAUAUGCAAAUGCAAGUCGGCUUUAUACGAAGAUUCCCGAAUUCGGAAUAAAUGGUUCUAGUUUACGUGAGAUUUAUGUACAGAACAACUUUUUCUACUCAUGGAAUGGACCUGUACACGGCGCAGAGGGAAUUCAAAUUCUUGAUCUGUCCAACAAUUUCUGUUUUUACAUCUCCCCACAUUUUCUUAAGUAUGGCACUGGUCUGAAAUCUCUUAAUUUAUCAGAGAAUAAUAUAGGUCAAAGCUUAUCGAGUGAUAAAGAAGGGAAAACAUUUGAAAAUCUCAUAUCUCUAGAAAAUCUUGAUUUGUCACAUGACAGCAUCAUGUCGUUAUCUGUUCAAAUGUUUAAGAAUAUGCGAAAGUUGAAGACAUUGAAUCUAAAAAAUAACCUGCUAUCGAUAUGGCGGGUAAACAUCGAACAUUUGAGAGAAAUCAAAUAUAUGAACCUCGCACAAAACAGAUUUACCACAAUUGAGGAAAGAUACCGACGCUCAUUUGAAACUUUAUUUCGAACAUCAAACCUUACUGUAGAUCUAUCGGGAAACAAGCUUCUAUGUUCCUGUGAUAAUGUAGACUUCCUGUCAUGGAUCACGCGUAAUAGAAGAAACUUCGCACGUUUUAUAGACUAUGAAUGCUCCUCGACAAGUUCUGAAAAGUUUAAUUUUACAAAUGCAGCUCAUUCAUUGGUGUCUUUGAAGGAAAUUUGUAAAUCAUAUCUUGUAAUAUACAUCGCGACGUCUGUCACUUUAGCUUUUAUUUUCAGUACAGUCGUUGGAAUAACUCUACAGAAAAAUAAAUGGAAAAUUCGUUACGUAGUAUUCAAAGCAAAGCAACGUUUCAAAAAAUUAGGGAGGUAUUCAAAUGAGUUUUCUUCAUCUUCAAUUCAUUACAAAUAUGAUGCAAUGAUUUCGUACUCAAGAAGUGAGCUAUCUUUCAUGCUUACGGAAUUUAUACCUCGAGUGGAAAAUAAUUCUAAUAUACAACUUUACAUCCGAGAUCGAGAUGAGCCUGCUGGAGUAGCAAAAGGUCAAGUCAUUAUGGAUGCGAUUCAGGACAGCAAGCGAGUGAUCUGCUUAAUAUCAAAAAGAUAUCUCAAAUCGAAAUGGCGAGACUAUGAAUUGAACAUGGCAAGAAUGGAGGCCAUAGAAGCUAGAGAAAAUUUAAAAUUCGUCCAGUUGGUUAUCUUCCCCGAAGUUUACAACGGUCAUCUUCCAAAAUGUAUUACUGACCUGGAACUGUGCAAAUGUGUCCAUGAAUACCCCGAGGAGGCAUGCGCAUAUGACGACUUCUGGGAAACCCUAAAAACCGUUAUAGAGGAGGAUUUAUAAAAUGUACUUUGUUUCUUUGAAUGUUUUGAAUUUUCAAGAAAGAAUAACAAGCAUUUAUUGACAUAUCUAAAAUAUAUUUUUCGCCACCGUCACUAUUUGAAUGUUUGCAUGGAGUAUAUAUUAAAGCUAUCUUUGGAUUA